Molecule: messenger RNA, 3114 nt
Organism: Entelurus aequoreus (snake pipefish)
Lineage: Eukaryota; Metazoa; Chordata; Actinopteri; Syngnathiformes; Syngnathidae
Product: synaptotagmin-like protein 5
Exons: 16
Coding region: 340-2175 (611 amino acids)
Biological process (GO): intracellular protein transport; exocytosis
Cellular component (GO): exocytic vesicle; plasma membrane
Molecular function (GO): neurexin family protein binding; small GTPase binding; phospholipid binding
Source: RefSeq, a predicted model, not a curated record
UGUGUACUCACACAGUGCCGAGGCGCACCAGCGAGCAGCCCACACACUUGUCACGGAUCCCCGGCAUUAGCUGGCUCCUCUCCCCGGCCCCCGGAGCUCCCUCGCCGGCUUCCCCGUCACCCUCCUCCGGCAGGGGUCCCCAAACUAUGGCCUGCGGGACAGAUACGGCCCUCCAGCGUCCAAAGUCCGGCCCGCCGGUAGUCCCAAGAUCCUCUGCGGAAGCCUGGACAACAAUGUGAAUUUGGAACCAUGGUGGUGGAAAUGAAGGAAGCGGGCCGCCAACUCCACGCUCUGCUGAACUGAUUCUGCCACCUUUGCCGAGUGGAACCCGAAUGAGUGAUGGAAGUCCCGGAUGACAUGAACCUCUCCUUCCUGCUGGAGCACGAGCGAGACACCAUCCUGAAGGUGCUGCAGAAAGACGAGAAGCUGAGGAAGCGAGAGGAGAAGAGAAUACGGAAGCUGAAGAACGAGCUGCUGGAGAUCAAACGCAAAGGUUCUCGUAACGCGCCUCGAGAGUCCGGGGAGCGUCAGUGCGGCCGCUGCCUCAAGACGCUGGGCCUGAUCUUUGACCGCGGCGAGCUCUGCGACGACUGCGGGCUGCGGGUGUGCAGCGAGUGCCGUGUGUCCGCCACCAAGCGGCGCGAGUGGAGGUGCAACGUGUGUGCUAAGAUCUCAGAGCUGAAGGUGGUGACAGGAGAAUGGUUCCUGGAGGAGCGAUCCAAGCGCUUCGAGCACAAACUGUUGAGCAGUGACGUGGUUAAGCAAACAAUCCUGAGCAGCCCGACUGCUACAGUGGAUAAAAAGUCUGCUGACAACUUGUGUCUCCGUCCUGAGUCGGGGAGGUCCGAUACACCUAAGUCCAGCAGGCGCUCCAAACAUCUUGUAGAUGGACUGAGAAAAAGAGGGAGGAUGAAGAUGGACAAAGUCGGCAGCAGGCCUCUGAGGUCGGAGAACGGCUUCGACGGCCUCAACGUAAAGUCCGCCUCAGACGGUGACGCUCACAGCGUGCGAAGUGUUCACUCCGCUCCGAGUCAACACACAAAUAGCGGAAGCAUGGCGGCUUUCAACUCCUACGGGACACCGACCGCACUAAACAACAACCGGCGUUCCCAAACUCCCGACAGAUCUUCCACUUGCGGUAGCAACCGGCGGGUCAGGCAGCCUGAUGGAGCUGAGAGCGUUUACAGCUUCCACUCCAGCAGCAGCGCACCUGAGAGUAAAACUGCAGGGAACGAUGGGAAGAGCUCCGGUGCUCCCAUUAUUUCUGUGUCUAGAGCUUCAGUGUCAUCAGAUCACAGUCGUUCAGAAAUGGACCUGUCAGCCGCAGGUUCUGAAGCCAGCGACGAUGCCUUCAGUUUCAGAAGCCGCUCUGUCCUCGGCCUCAAUGACACAGAGUUCUGUGACCAGGAUGCGGAGGAAGACAUCGACGCCCUGAUGUCGGCUCACAGCCAGACGGCCGGCCACCGCCUCAACAACGCUGCGUCGAUGCCUUCCACUCCUGCCUCAGAGAGGAGGUGGGGCUUCCUCAAUGUCCCCGACUCGGACGCUGAGACAAGCAGCAUCAGCAGCAUGAUGAGCAUGUACAGCGAGACGGGUGACUAUGGCAACGCCCGGGUGAGCGGCGAGAUCCUGUUGAACAUCAGCUACAGCUACAAGACGGGCGCUCUAAACGUGAUGGUCAAAGAGUGCCACAACCUCGCUACGGGGGACGAGAGGAGGCAACGCACUGACGCCUACGUGAAGACAUACCUGCUCCCAGACAUGUCACGACAGAGCAAGAGGAAGACGAGCGUCAAGGCCAACAGCAUCAAUCCUGUCUUUAAUGAGAACCUGAGGUAUGUGAUCAGCCACUCUCAGCUGGAAACGCGCACUUUGCAAGUGUCCGUGUGGCAUCACGACCGAUUCGGCCACAACAGCUUCCUUGGAGAAGUGGAGCUGACCUUUGACUCCUGGGAGUUCGAUUCCCAAAUAGACGAGUGGUUCGCUCUGCAGCCCAAGCUGGAGAGCAGCAUGGACGCCAGCAUGCAGUACAAAGGGGAGCUGACUGUGGUGUUGAAGUACAUUCCUGCGGAGAAGAACCUCAUGCUGCCUCUGGACCAAGUACAAGGUACAUUACACAUCUUGACUACCACACGUACUACCAGCCAAUCACUGUGGAAUGUAUUCACAAAAUAAAUAAAAAAUAUGAACAGAUGGUAAAUAAGGUCAUACAAUAAGUAAAUCAAUCAUACAUUAACCAGUUAUCAUGUAAAUAAAUAAAUAGGACAUUAAAUCAAGCAAUCCAUAAACUGGUCAGAAAAUGGACAAAUACCUACAGUAAGUAAAAUAGUUAUGGUUUCAAUAAAUACACUGGUAAUCAAAUACAUAAACAAACAAAUGAAUCAUGAAAUCAUAAAACUGCAGUAGUCAUUCAAUCAAUGAACAAGUGAUCAAGACAAUUUAAUAAAUGAAUCGGUCACAGAAUAUAUUAAUGAAUAAAUAAAAAGAUCAUAAAAUAAGUAAGUCAAUGAAUGAGUGAAUGAACCAGCCAUCAUCCAGUCAUAAAUAGGUCUUUAAAUGAAUCAUAAUUAGUGAAUAAAUGAAAGAUUCAUCAAACAAAUAGGUCAUGAAAUCGAUCAAGGUGAUGAAAUCGACCUAUCAAUCAAUAAAGUGGACAUAACAUAUAUUAAUUAACUGGUCUUCAAAUAAAUGAAUACAUAAAUAAUUAACUCAAUUUAAUGAAUAAACGGAUCAUAAAAUAAAUUAAUUAAUAGAUUAAUUUCUUAUCGACUAAAUAAAUAAACACGUUAUGAAAAAAAUCAAUCAAUCAAUAAGUCAUUAGUCCAGUCAGUCCUAAAGAGGUUUUAAAAACAAUCAAUCAAGGAUUUUUUUAGUGAAUAAACAAAUCCAUUUUCAGACAAAUCUGUUGUGAAAUUGAUCAAUCAUUAAAUAAAGUGGACUUAAAAUAUAAAAGUAAAGAGGUUUUGGAAGCAAUCAAUCAAUGAACUAGUCAAUAAAUUUCAAUCAAUAAAUUACUGAAUAAACAAUUAAGCCAAUUGAAAACAUGUAUUGAUCAUAAGAUAAAUUAUUUAAUGAAUAGAUGAAUCUGCUAUUAAUUAAAUAACUGGAUCAACA